Molecule: messenger RNA, 1119 nt
Organism: Musca domestica (house fly)
Lineage: Eukaryota; Metazoa; Arthropoda; Insecta; Diptera; Muscidae
Gene: SrpRbeta
Product: signal recognition particle receptor subunit beta
Exons: 5
Coding region: 110-844 (244 amino acids)
Biological process (GO): protein localization to organelle; intracellular protein transport; Golgi to plasma membrane protein transport
Cellular component (GO): Golgi apparatus
Molecular function (GO): GTP binding
Source: RefSeq, a predicted model, not a curated record
AACGCAUGCCAUGUGAUUACCCAAUGCCAAAGUAACCGACCAACAAUUGAUGACGUUAAAUUGUCAAAUGCUUGUUCUUCAUAGUACAUUGCCAAUAUAAAACCACACCAUGGAUAAGGCACAGAGGGCCACACAUCGGGGAGAACCCAUAAAAUUGACAGAAUUAAAUAUGACACCGAUUUUGGUGGCUUUGAUUGUGGGUUUCAUUGCUGUUGCAUUGUUUGUAAUUUUGCGCAAAAAAUCAUCCGCCAGACGAGACAUUCUAUUGACGGGCAUCAGUGAGGCAGGCAAAAGUGCAUUAUUUAUGCAAGUUCUAUACAAUAAAUUCCCCGAGACUUUCACUUCAAUGUCGGAAAAUGUGGACACCUAUAAAAAGGGCAAUCUAAGCUGUAGGCUAAUUGAUAUUCCUGGGCAUUAUAGAGUGCGCGACAAGAGUUUCGAAAAGUACAAACGCACGGCGAAGGGUAUUGCUUUUGUUGUGGAUUCAGUGACAGUACAAAAAGAAAUACGUGAUGUGGCCGAUGCUUUGUAUUCCAUACUUACCGAUGCUGCCACAGCGUCCUGCAGAAUUUGUGUGUUUUGCAAUAAACAAGAUUCGACCACCGCCAAGAGUGUGGAAGUUAUCAAAUCUUCCUUGGAAAAGGAAUUAAAUUUGGUACGUGAUACACGCAGUCGUAAGUUGCAAUCCACCUCCGAUGAUGAAUCCAGCAAACCCGUGUAUUUGGGUAAACCAGGCAAAGAUGUCGAAUGGUCCCAUCUGCAACAGAACAUACAAUUCUAUCAAGGUUCCGCCAAGGAUGGGGAAUUCAGUGACUUAAAGGAAUGGAUUGAAAAGCUUUUGUAGACUAGUCGAUUAGCAUUUUUUUUUGUUUUCCUUUCCCACUCACCCAAUCACUUUGAAAUCUCCCAGUUAAAGGGGGGAUAGCAUUUUGUGUUUUUUUUUAUAUACUAUAAUUAAGUAACAAUCCCGAUUAUAGAUUAUGUUUUCUUUAGGUUUCUAGGGUAAUAUCCAUGUGUUGUGUUUAGCAUGUAUUUGUUAAAUUAUUUCGAAAAUCUUGUAACUAAAAGGAAACACAUUUUUUGUUAAAUAAAAUUAAGGAAUUUUUUUAAAAACAAAAA